This is a messenger RNA of Phodopus roborovskii (desert hamster), 6487 nucleotides long. It is a transcript of the gene Mcm3ap, whose product is annotated as minichromosome maintenance complex component 3 associated protein. Gene Ontology annotation, molecular function: nucleic acid binding. Gene Ontology annotation, cellular component: cytoplasm; transcription export complex 2; nucleus. Gene Ontology annotation, biological process: mRNA export from nucleus. The coding region runs from base 257 to 6181 and encodes 1974 amino acids. The transcript has 29 exons. NCBI's taxonomy places the organism in Eukaryota, Metazoa, Chordata, Mammalia, Rodentia, Cricetidae. The record is from RefSeq and is a predicted model, not a curated record.
CCAGCGUAGGAAACAAAACUUAGUUCCAGGGCAAGGUAUCUCAAGUUCGAGUUACCAGGAGAAACAUGAGAUGGUAGGAAACCAAAACCUGUGACGUUUUAUCAGUAUUACAUUGUAAUUCUCUGGCCUUGGAGAUCGCAAGAAUCUGGCGUUAUCCUGAGGAUGAAGGAGAGCUUCCCCAAGUGACGGGCAGUUUAAAGAAGGGGACUAGUUGUGUAUAGACUGUAUUUAUUUCCUUCAAAUAAUUGGGUUGAAGAUGAACCCCGUGAACCCCUUCACUGGGCAGCAGCCCAGUGCUUUUGCAGUAUCUUCUAGUACCACAGGAACAUAUCAGACUAAGUCACCGUUUAGGUUUGGCCAGCCUUCCCUUUUUGGGCAAAACAACACACUGGGCAAGAGCCUUGGAUUUUCACAGGUCUCAAGCUUUGCAACACCCUCUGGAGUAAGUCAUUCCUCCUCAUUGCCGACAUUUGGAGUCACCCAGACCUCAAGUGCUGGACUGUUUGCUAGUCUUGAAUCCACACCUUCUUUUGCAGCUUCUUCUGGGCCCUCAAGUUCAUCUGUGCCGGGAAAUACAGGAUUUAGUUUUAAAUCACCCUCUACCGUAGGGGUUUUCCCAAGUGGCUCUACUUUUGGCCCAGAAACUGGGGAAGUAGCAAGCUCUGGUUUUAGGAAAACAGAAUUUAAGUUUAAACCUGUGGAAAAUGCAGUGUUCAGACCAAUACUGGGGGCUGAGUCAGAGCCAGAGAAAACCCAGAGCCAAAUUGCGUCUGGAUUUUUCACAUUUCCCCAUCCCGUGAGUAGUGGAUCUGGAGGCCUGACCCCCUUUUCUUUUUCUCAGGUGACAAACAGUUCGGUGACUAGUUCAAAUUUUGUCUUUUCAAAACCAGCUAAUAGUAAUACAACAUCGGUCCUCACCCCUGCUUUGUCUAACCGAAAUGUAGAGGAAGAGAAGAGAGGACCUAAAUCAGUAUUUGGAAGUUCAAACAGUAGCUUUACUACUUUCCCCAUGUCAUCCUCUGGACCUUUGGGGGAGCCCUUCUCAAGCAACAAAACGGGUGUCCGUCAAGGAUCUGAGGAGACCAUUUCUGUAGUGGAACCACUUCCUACCCCCAUGAAAGGACUAAAAAGGAAAGAGGACCAGGAACGCUCCCCAAGGAGACACUGCCAUGAGGCAGCAGAAGACUUGGACCCCCUGUCCCGAGGUGACCAUCCUCCAGAUAAACGACCCGUCCGCCUGAACAGACCCCGGGGAGGCACUUUGUUUGGUCGGACCAUACAGGAUGUCUUCAAAAGCAAUAAAGAAGUGGGUCGCCUGGGCAGCAAGGAAUCUAAAAAGGAAAGUGGCUUUGUGGGAUCUGGGGAAAGUGACCACAUGGCCAUGCCAGGAGGAGGUCAGUCUACCUUGGUACCUUCCCGGCUUCCAGCUAUGAAUAAAGAAGAAGAAACAGAAGGUAGAGAUGAAAAAGAAGAUUCUCUCAGGGGCACAUCUGCACGCCAAAGUAAAAGAAGCGAGAGCACAGACAGUCUCGGGGGCUUGUCUUCAUUAGAGUCCACAGCCAUCCAGUGCAAGAACAUCCCCGACUAUCUCAACGACAGGACCAUCCUGGAGAAUCACUUUGGCAAAAUUGCCAAAGUUCAGCGGAUCUUCACCAGGCGCAGCAAAAAGCUUGCAGUGAUACAUUUCUUUGAUCACGCAUCCGCAGCCCUGGCUAGGAAGAAGGGGAAAGGUCUGCAUAAGGACAUGGUUAUCUUUUGGCACAAGAAGAAAAUAAGUCCCAGCAAAAAACCUUUUUCCCUGAAGGAGAAGAAGCUUGGUGACGGCGAAGCCAGCCAAGGCAUAGAAGAUCCCCCCUUUCAGCAUUCCCCUCUUGGCAAGCCCAUAGUGAGGCCUGCAACUGGCAGCCUGCUCAAUAAAAGCUCUCCAGUGAAGAAACCAAGCCUUCUAAAGAUCCACCAGUGUGAGGCAGACCCUUUCGACUCUGGAUCCGAGGGCCCUGAGGGCCUGGGGUCAUGUGUGUCAUCGCUUAGCACCUUGAUAGGGACUGUGGCUGAGACAUCUGAAGAGAAGUACCGCCUCCUGGACCAGAGAGACCGAAUCAUGCGGCAAGCUCGGGUGAAGAGGACUGAUCUGGACAAAGCAAGGGCAUUUGUUGGCACAUGCCCUGACAUGUGUCCUGAGAAGGAGCGGUAUUUGCGGGAGACCCGGAGCCAGCUGAGUGUGUUUGAAGUAGUCCCAGGGACUGACCAGGUGGACCAUGCAGCAGCCGUGAAGGAGUAUAGCCGGUCCUCUGCAGAUCAGGAAGAGCCCCUGCCUCAUGAGCUGAGGCCCUCAGCAGUUCUCAGCAGGACCAUGGACUACCUGGUGACCCAGAUCAUGGACCAAAAAGAAGGCAGCCUUCGGGACUGGUAUGACUUCGUGUGGAACCGCACACGGGGCAUACGAAAGGACAUCACACAGCAGCACCUCUGUGAUCCCCUGACAGUAUCUCUGAUCGAGAAGUGUACCCGAUUUCAUAUCCAUUGUGCCCACUUCAUGUGUGAGGAGCCCAUGUCCUCCUUCGAUGCCAAGAUCAACAAUGAGAACAUGACCAAGUGUCUGCAGAGUCUGAAGGAGAUGUACCAGGACCUGAGGAACAAGGCUGUUUUCUGUGCCAGUGAGGCAGAGUUCCAGGGCUACAAUGUCCUGCUCAAUCUCAACAAAGGAGACAUUUUGAGAGAAGUGCAACAGUUCCACCCCGAUGUUAGGAACUCCCCAGAGGUGAAAUUUGCUGUCCAGGCUUUUGCUGCAUUGAACAGUAAUAAUUUUGUGAGAUUCUUCAAACUGGUCCAGUCAGCUUCUUACCUGAAUGCGUGCCUGUUACACUGUUACUUUCAUCAGAUCCGGAAGGACGCCCUUCGAGCACUCAAUGUUGCCUACACAGUGAGCACACAGCGCUCUACUGUCUUCCCCCUGGAUGGUGUUGUACGUAUGCUGUUGUUCAAAGAUUGUGAAGAGGCGACAACUUUCCUCAAUUACCAUGGCCUCACUGUAGCUGAUGGCUGUGUUGAGCUGAAUCGGUCGGCAUUCUUGGAACCAGAGGGAUUAUCUAAGGCUAAGAAGUCCGUGUUUAUUGCCCGGAAGCUGACUGUGUCAGUUGGAGAAGUCGUGAAUGGAGGGCCACUGCCUCCUGUACCUCGCCAUACACCGGUGUGCAGCUUUAACUCCCAGAAUAAAUACGUUGGAGAGAGCCUGGCUACAGAGCUGCCCAUCAGCACUCAGAGAUCUGGUUCAGAUACAGCAGGUGGUGGGAGAGGAGAGGAGCAUGAGGCAGAGGUGGAUGUGCCACCCUUGGCUCUCCUUCCACCUCCUCCUCCUGCACCCUCAUCCACAUCAGUGAUUCACGUUACGCCACUGGCCCCAGCUGCGGCAUCUGGCCUUUUCCAGUCCUCCAUGCAGGCUGAGCUGCUGCCUCCAAAGCCUGCACCUGUGUACUCUGAUUCGGACCUGGUGCAGGUGGUGGACGAGCUCAUCCAGGAGGCUCUUCAAGUGGACUGUGAGGAAGUCAGCACUGCUGGGGCGGCCUACGUAGCCGCAGCUCUGGGUGUUUCUAAUGCUGCUGUGGAGGAUCUGAUAACAGCUGCAACCACAGGCAUCUUGAGACAUGUUGCUGCUGAAGAAGUAUCCAUGGAAAGGCAGAGAAGAGAGGAAGAAAAGCAACGGGCUGAAGAGGAAAGGUUAAAGCAAGAGAGAGAACUGGUGUUAACUCAGCUGAGCGAGGGCCUGGCUGCAGAGCUGACAGAACUCAUGGUGACAGAGUGUGUGUGGGAGACCUGCUCCCAGGAGUUACAGAGUGCAGUAGAGACAGACCAGAAGGUCCGAAUAGCCCGCUGUUGUGAAGCUGUCUGUGCACACCUGGUGGAUUUGUUCCUUGCUGAGGAAAUUUUCCAGACUGCAAAAGAGACACUCCAGGAACUUCAGUGCUUCUGCAAGUAUUUACAACGGUGGAGGGAAGCUGUUGCAGCCCGGAAGAAACUCCGGCGUCAGAUGCGGGCCUUCCCUGCAGCACCAUGCUGUGUGGACAUGAAUGACCGGCUGCAGGCACUGGUGCCCAGUGCAGAGUGCCCCAUUGCUGAGGAGAACCUGACCAAGGGCCUCUUGGACCUGGGCCAUGCAGGGAAAGUAGGCAUUUCCUGUACCAGGUUGAGGCAGCUCAGAAGCAAGACAGCUCACCAGAUGAAGGUUCAGCACUUCCACCAGCGGCUGCUGAGCAAUGCUGCAUGGGCACCUCUGGACCUACCAUCCUUCGUGGCUGAGCAUCUCCCUGGGAAGCAUGAGCGAAUAUUUUGGAAACUGGUGCUGGUGCUGCCUGAUGGAGAAGAGCAGGUUGCAGAGAGCUCUGGCAGACUACUAGAAAAUUGGUUAAAGGUCAAGUUCACAGGAGAUGACAGCUUGGUGGAUGACACGCGUGAUAAUGCCGGUGAUAUCCAGACACUCACAGUUUAUAAUGCACUCAUUAGUAAAGGGGAUCAAAUGGUUUCUGUCAAUGUGUGUAUAAAGGUGGCCCACGGCACCCUUAGUGACAGUGCCCUUGAUGCUGUGGAGAUGCGGAAGGACCUGUUGGGAGCCAGUGGGCUCAUGCUGCUGCUUCCUCCCAAAGUGAAGACUGAGGAGGAGCUGUUCUGGCUGUCAGCUUUACUGCAGCUCAAGCAGCUCCUUCAGGCCAAGCCCUUCCAGCCUGCACUUCCACUGGUUGUUCUCACGCCCAGCUCCAGAGGAGACCCCACGGGAAAGGAAGUGGAGGACGGUCUGAUGUUACAGGAUUUGGUUUCAGCUAAGCUGAUUUCAGAUUACAUUGUUAUGGAGAUUCCCGAUUCUGUUAAUGAUUUACAAGGCACAGUGAAGGUUUCUGGAGCAGUUCAGUGGCUGCUCUCCCGAUGCCCUCAAACCCUAGACCUUUGCUGCCAGACCCUGAUUCAGUAUGUUGAGGAUGGGAUCAGCCGUGAGUUCAGUGGUCGGUUUUUCCAUGACAGAAGAGAAAGGCGGCUGGGUGGUCUGGCCUCCCAAGAGCCUAGCACCAUUAUUGAGUUGUUUAAUAGUGUGCUGCAGUUCCUGGCCUCUGUGGUGUCCUCUGAGCAGCUGUGCGACAUCUCCUGGCCUGUCACAGAGUUUGCUGAGGUGGGGGGUAGCCAGCUGCUUCCUCAUCUGCACUGGAACUCACCAGAGCAUCUAGCUUGGCUGAAGCAAGCUGUGCUUGGGUUCCAGCUUCCACAGAUGGACCUUCCACCUGCGGGGGCGCCCUGGCUCCCUGUGUGUUCCAUGGUCAUUCAAUAUACCUCACAGAUUCCCAGCUCACACCAGACACAGCCUGUCUUGCAGUCCCAAGUGGAGAACCUGCUGUGCAGAACCUACCAGAAGUGGAAGAGCAAGAACCUCUCUGCAGACCAGGAGUCAGGGCCUUCAGUUGCUGAGAUCCCGUGGGAUGACAUCAUCACCUUAUGCAUCAAUCACAAGCUGAGUGACUGGACACCCCCCAGGCUCCCCAUCACAGCAGAGGCACUGAGUGAAGAUGGUCAGAUAUGUGUAUAUUUUUUCAAAAAUCGUUUAAGGAAAUAUGAUGUUCCCUUGUCAUGGGAACAAGCCAGAAUACAGACACAGAGGGGACUGCAGCUGAGUCAAAGACGUUCCGGGACAAAGUCUUUUCAUCCGUCUCCAAGCAGUUUUCCUACUCCACUGCUCCACGUGCACCAUAAGGGGAAGAAAAAUGAGAGUGGUCGAGAGAGGACUCUGUGUACGGAGGAUCUGAUGCGUGGAGCGUCUGCGGAAGAGCUCCUGGCACAGUGUCUGUCCAGCAGUCUGCUGGAGGAGAAGGAAGAGAACAAAAGGUUUGAAGAUCAACUUCAGCAGUGGUUAUCUCAAGACUCACAGGCAUUCACAGAGUCAACUUGCCUUCCUCUCUACCUUCCUCAGACACUCAUAUCUUUCCCUGACACUAUCCAGACUCAGACUGUAGUGAAAACAUCGACGACAAGAAGUCCUCAGAAUGCAGGGGCAGGAGAGCAAUUGCAGUUCUCAGAGGUAUCAGACACGUCUCUGACUGGAAGGCUGAAGCACCUGGAAAGGCUGAUCCAAAGUUCAAGGGAAGAAGAAGUUGUCUCUGAGCUCCAUCUUUCUGCACUGCUGGACAUGGUGGACAUUUGAACAGUCUGACACGAGGAGUGUUGUUUUCUUUUUAAUGGUUUGUUUUUAUUCAAAUUAUGCUGUGCUCAGAUACUUGGUGUCCUGUGGAAAAUAUUACCAAUUAUGCAAAUAAACUAUUUGAAUCAUCUGAGAUCUUAGUUUUUGAAUGAAAGGCUGUAUGAUGUCUUUAAUAGUAUUUGUUUUGUGGUCUUAGACUGUCACUCCCCAGAAAAUACCCUGAGGAAGUUUUGUUUUGUUUUCUAUACAUAUACAUUUGGAAAAUUGCAUGUAUAAGUAUACUAUAUAAUACAUCAUUUCUGGAAUUCA